Messenger RNA from Sinocyclocheilus grahami, 1304 nucleotides. Its product is annotated as prickle-like protein 3. Gene Ontology annotation, molecular function: zinc ion binding. The transcript is spliced from 8 exons. The coding region runs from base 170 to 1246 and encodes 358 amino acids. The record is from RefSeq and is a predicted model, not a curated record. Lineage: Eukaryota; Metazoa; Chordata; Actinopteri; Cypriniformes; Cyprinidae.
GUGAGUGCGCGGGGGUGCUCCUGCUCCUCUACAGUUAAACACUUGUCCUGUAGGUGUAGCCCGUCUGGUGGGGCGCUCUUCUCAGCACGGAGCUCUACAGGCCAGAAGCCAGACCGCGGGGAACAUCGAAACGAAGUUACGUCGGACUGAAGUAAACUUCGGCGGACGCAUGAGAGCAUUCGCGAGACACUCCAGCGCCGCAGACAUGUUCACGCGCGGGGCGAGGAAGCGACGCUCCAGUCGCUCGGUAAACGCGGCUGAGGAUCCAGACCGGGGGCAGCCGUGUAUGCGCUGUGGAGAACAGUGUCCUGGCUUCCGCAUGCAUGGAUGGAGGAAGAUCUGUGUGCACUGUAAGUGUGUGCGGGAGGAGCAUGUGGUGCGCUCUGUGCCCGGACAGCUGGAGAGAAUGAUGUUGAAGCUGGUGUCUGACUUCCAGAGGCACUCCAUAUCUGACGACGACUCGGGCUGCGCCUCGGAAGAAUAUGCCUGGGUGCCGCCCGGGAUCAAGCCUGAACAGGUGUAUCAGUACUUCAGCUGUAUUCCAGAGGACAAGGUUCCAUACGUCAACAGUCCAGGAGAGCGAUACCGUAUUAAACAGCUUUUACACCAGCUGCCGGCCCAUGACAGCGAGCCUCAGUACUGUAACUCUCUGGAUGAAGAAGAGAAGAAAGAAUUGAGGUUAUUCAGCCAGCAGAGGAAGAGAGAGAAUCUGGGCCGCGGCAUCGUUCGACUUUUUCCGGUCACCAUGACCGGAGCCAUCUGUCAACAGUGUGGCAGGCAGAUCUGCGGCGGUGACAUAGCGGUGUUUGCGUCGCGAGCGGGUCACGGCUCCUGCUGGCAUCCUCAGUGCUUCCAGUGCGCUUCCUGUAACGAGCUGCUGGUGGAUCUCAUUUACUUCUAUCAGGACGGGCACAUCUACUGUGGCCGGCACCACGCCGAGCACAUCAAGCCCCGCUGCCAGGCCUGCGACGAGAUCAUCUUUGCGGACGAGUGUACGGAGGCGGAGGGCCGGCACUGGCACAUGAAGCACUUCUGCUGUUUCGAGUGUGAGGCGGCGCUGGGUGGCCAGCGCUACAUCAUGAGAGAGAGCCGGCCGUACUGCUGCCACUGCUACGAGUCUCUGUACGCCGAAUACUGCGACACCUGCGGAGAACAUAUCGGUGAGAGCACACAGACAACACUGUAUCAAACCGCUGCUUACAUGGACACGCCACUCAAUGAGAGAGUGAAAGAAUAUUUAGAGUAAAUAUAAAUAUAACUCCAAUAUAUAGCAGACGUUUUGAGGCUAAACAAAAACAUAUCUG